Tuber melanosporum (Perigord truffle) is the source of this 5103-nucleotide messenger RNA. RefSeq lists its product as uncharacterized. Bases 1 to 5103 code for a protein of 1700 amino acids. The record is from RefSeq and is a predicted model, not a curated record. Gene Ontology annotation, molecular function: RNA-directed RNA polymerase activity. The transcript is spliced from 6 exons. Gene Ontology annotation, cellular component: nuclear RNA-directed RNA polymerase complex. NCBI's taxonomy places the organism in Eukaryota, Fungi, Ascomycota, Pezizomycetes, Pezizales, Tuberaceae. Gene Ontology annotation, biological process: siRNA processing.
AUGACCUCCCCCAAGGCCCAGCUUGCGCCCGCAACCACAUCGAGGGGGCCAUUGGCAACGGUCCGAAUGAACCCUCGAGAGGAGUCCAACGACACUGAGCUGGGCAGAAGACUGCAUAAAUUGAACAGAGUGUACGGGUUCCAUACCCAUCCUAAACAACCCCGGCCGAACUGGAGCGGUACCCGUUCCAGCGGCCCAGUAACUAGUCCAUGGGUGCAAAAGUUAGAUGCUCUGCUUGAGUUUUCGUUGAAGGAGGUCGACGACUCCUUUCACCUUCUUGGGCAGGUCGUAAAGAAGCGAGGGAUACCUAAGGACCGGAAGCCUGGUGUCGAUGUCAGAGUCGAGUUAGAGAAAGCUUACGAGUCCAUCUUGGACGAGAAGCUGGCAGAGUUCCGGGACAGAGACGAAUCGGUCGUCGGUCUGUUUGGCAUUGGCUCCGGCGAUUGUCCCAAGGAGGAACCAAAGACUUGGCCAUGCAAUGAGAGGUAUGAAGCGCAGAAGGUUACCCAGGAUUUCGCGACAUUGAAUCUCGGGUCUAACCGGAACAGGGAGGAUAUCGUCUUCAAGGGGCGAGGGAAGAAUAGAUGCGAAGAGGUAAUCUCGAUGGAGUCACUGGCGGCAUCCAGAGAACGAAAGAACACGAACAUGGUACAGGACAUGCCGCGCGAGGGGUCUAGCCAGCGACGGAGACAGCGAAAAAUCCUGUCACCGAUGGAAAUGAUCACGGGGGGGGAACAGCGCUCUCCCGAGCGGCCAAGGAAUCGGAAAAGCCAGUACGAGCUGGCAAAACCGAAAAAAAUGCAGCGGGCCGGACUAGCUCAACACAGGUAUGAGAUGGAGGUGGCGGGGAAUGAACAAGAAGCUCCGCGCUGGGGGUGGGAGAAACGUGAAGAGGAGGAAGGAGAAGGAUAUAAGCAUCGCCCGCGACAGACGAUACGGAAGGAGGAACGAGAGCGGCUACGGCAAGAGGAGCAGGAAAGGAGGUUCGGCGGGACACGAGCUCUGUUGCCCCGUCGAUUGGUAGGGGAGGACCUGGGAGACCCGCGUCAGGGGGUACAAGAACCAUCGUGGAGGAAGAGGGACAGGCAACCGGAACCGCCGUUUCAUACCGUUCAAAGGCCGGCUCAGCUUGUAGCUGGUUACGAGGACAAUGACACUGAGUCGGACUCGGAUGACACCUUCCACUCAGCGAGUUCGUCAGUGGCCGAACCCAAGUGGGAGCGCAAAGCUGUGUCCACAGAACUCGAAGAUGAAUACGGCGUAUCUAGCAUCAGAGUUUCUAGCUCAAAGGACCAUGAAAGGCGCCCGAUAUUGCUCGGCCAGAGGCGAAGAAAGGAGAUACGCGUACCUGUCAAACCGGUACAUGGGAGUGGCUACUCGCAUGCUUCGGGUAGUUAUGGUGACCCAUUCCACCACUCACUCAGUGCCGCCAGUAGCUCGGCACCAAGCUCGUUUGUGUCGAGCGUUUUUACGAGGUCCAUCACGGCAGGGAGCUUCUCUUCUCCGAAAAAUAGUACUUUUCAGACGGAUAUAACCGGUGACGACAGCUUCCGCGACGGCAAGGAAAAGCCGAUCCUAUAUCGUAGUGACACCGAUCAGUACGAUCCACAGGGCCAUAGAACUGAUAAUGCGACGGAAGACGACCGGACAGAUGUCGACGAACCCGAGGAAGACGAAUGUUUCUAUCCGCAGGAAAUGAUUAUACCAAGGCCUCAAGCGCGAACGUCGCGUAGGAAGCAGAAGUCUGCAGCACUUCGGCAGGCGGAAAGCUUUAAGCACACGCCCUUAUCCCCUGUUCCGCAAUCCGUCGUAGCUUCGGAAACCGGCGAACGAGAAGAGCGGGAAAGGGCCGAGCUGGUUGGGUUCUUUGACGAGAAGCCAUUGGGGCCGGAAUUGCUACGGGCUGCGGAGGAGACUGGAAACGUUCAUUGGGACUUCGCAGCACAACAUGAGGCAGAACAAUCCCCUGAUGGAGUGAGUGAUAAGGGUGGUAGUUGGCCUGAGGCAUCUCGGCAGGUGAUUCCUGGUACCCCGCAACGACCCAGUCCAGGUCCGAGUGAGCAAAGCUAUGAAGGGGGUAAAGUUUGUGGGGAGGGUCCAGGCGGGGGAGGAGCGAUAGAUGAUGAAGAUCCCGAGUUCAGGGUGGAUGCUGCUUUUGAGGCGGAGAUGUUGAGACGGGAGGAGGCACUGAACCAAGGGAGUGCAAACGAGCCGUUGAGGGAUAUCGAGCAUCCCCUACACACCCUGCCUUUCCAUGUCCAAUAUGAGGCGGCUCGAGUAGCUUUGAGUAAUGGCGUAUUCCCCACCAACAGUGAUGUUUCCGAUAGCAUCCAUAACUACUGCGAUGAUUUGUUCGCAGCAAAGACUUACGCUGAGGUAUUGGGGAUCAUGAAACAGUACUGCCCCGGGGCCGCUAUGUUGGAAAAGAGCGCGGAGUCGGCUUGGAGGGGGUACAAGGGUCGAACAGGCUGGACAGACAAGCUGUACAUGACAGGCAGGGUCUCGUUAAAGGAUCCGAAGGCACGAAAGCUGGAGGAUAUUGCUUUUGAUAUCCAGUUAAACCCUCUGGGUAGAUCCACUGGAAAUCGAUUCUUCAACCGAUUUGGGUCAGAUAGGUUCUUGACCCUACGUCUGCCGGAUUUGACCAGCCGUGGGCAGAACGGCUCAACCCCCGGAGGUAUGGUGGCGCAGAGGGUUGAAGACUGGCUUGUCAAUGAGGAGAUUGAGCUGGCCAAUCGGAAGUGGAGGUGCUUCUACGCGAAGGAGGGAAAGUCAAGAAAGCGGUCCCUGGAAGACGAGAAGGCCUUCAUCAAUGAAACCUUUGUGCAGGCUGUCCUGUUCGCAACGUCGGGUGUGGGUAUCGGGGAUGAUAGGGAUGAGAUGGCUAGGCUAGGGUUCCGUGGGCUGGAUAGAAAAAUUAGACGGGAGAUGAGUGUGGAGGACUUGCUCAAGUGGCAUAUUCCUCUGGAAGGGAAUGAAGAUGUCACCGUCCCCAAGUUCUGGUCCAGGAUAAGCCUGGGAUUCUCGACUGCGGUGCCCUCCUUUAAAUUUGAACCCUCCCAGGUUGAGAUAGUGCGGGAUAUGAAGUCUACAACUGGCGAGGUUAUGAAUGACGGGUGCUCCGUCGUGUCGCCAAAGGUCAUGCAGGAGAUACGCAGAAUUCUUGACCUGCAUGAGACUCCCACGGCAGUCCAAGCGCGUCUUGGCGGAGCGAAAGGGGUCUGGAUGAUUGACCCUAGCAUUGACUGGAGCUCAGAUGAAAUUUUCAUCAAAGUAACCGACUCACAAUUGAAGUACAGCGGUUACGCAGACGACCAAGACUGGGCGAGGAUGACCCUGGACAUCCUCCACAUUUCUCACGAGCCUAGACCCGCCACCAUCAACAUCCAGUUGAUUCCUAUCCUUGAGAAUCGUGGUGUGCCCUUCCAGGCGUUGAAAGAAUUGACAGAGGAGCAUUUGGAAGAGGACUUGGACGAGCUGUUCCAGGUGAUCGAUAAACCAGUUGAGCUUAGGAAAUGGAUCUACAACCGCGGAAGCGUAGGGAGAGCGAGGAUAUCAUUUAAUGGUAUCCAGGUCACUGGAAGCAUGCCCUCCACAAAGCAUGAGAUGGCGAUUCUACUGCUCGAGAGCGGCUUCCUCGUCCGUUCUUGCAGGGUUCUUAUGGACCAUGUGAGGGUAAUGAUAGACCAAUAUUGCGAGGAAUUGAAGGAAAAACUUCAUAUUAGGAUCCCGCAUUCCACGACCCUCCUUUGUGUCGCGGAUCCUACCGGAACCCUUAGGGAGGGGGAAGUCUCGCUAAGAUUUUCGAACGGCUUCCUCGAUCCAAAGACGUUGAGGCGGACUCAGGUCAUUACCGGCGACAUAUUGGUCGCGCGCAACCCCGCGCACAUUCCCUCCGACAUUCAGAAGGUGAAAGCCGUAGAUAUCCAACCCUACCAUUCUCUAGCGCUCCGGGAACUGCAGGAUGUGAUUGUUUUUUCCACUCAAGGAGAUCAAAGUCUGGCCUCGCUUUUGUCAGGAGGUGAUUACGAUGGAGAUAAGCCCUGGGUGUGCUGGGAGGAACGCCUGGUAAAACCGUUCACCAAUAGUCCCACCACGUAUGUUGAAGUUGAUGCGAUGGUGGCCCCUUGGUUCAACAAAUCGCAAACGAGGGUCUCCGGGCUGAAUCCUAGCCAACCCGGCUUCUUUGAGCGGUUCCUACAGAUAGGUCUGCGAAGCUCAUUCAAUGACAACUUCCUUGGACAGUGCACCUCUAUCUGGGAAAAGCGCUGCUACGAGAAGAACGACAUCGCCGACCUCGAAGCGCUCAAGCUGGCGAAACUAUGUUCACUACUUGUUGACGCACCGAAGCAGGGCAUGAGCCUUAGGCCCGGGAAGGUCGACGAGAUAAGGAGAAAAUUUUCUGGGGCACCCAUACCAGCGUACAAGGAAAAAGGUUCGAGAGUUCGUGCGGGGGCCACUCAUAUAGUCGACCGGCUGUUCCAAGUCGCCGACGCAAAAGUGAAUGAGAAGCAGCAGGCAUUCCACGACGACAUCGGCAAAUCUGAGGGCCAGCGCGAUGGUGACAUUGUGGAAUUGUUCGUGCGGGAACACGAGUUUGCUCAAAAGGACGAGACGAGUCCAUUGUGGAUCACGCUGCGGCACUUGACGAAGGAAUUGACGCUGCUAAGGCAGGACUGGGCCGACUGGAUCCGCAACAAGCGUGGUGGGCCGGAUGAAUUCAGGGCUGGAGUGCCCAACUUUCUCCAGCGUUAUCGGGACAUCAUGCCGCCCGCGGAGCAGGCCCGGGAUCCGGUUGUCGCAAGGUGGAUUAGGGAGGGUGGCGCGAGUUUCACGCCCUGGGCUAUACUGAGGGCCUCCGCAGCCUACUCGGGUUGGGGAGGGGAGAGGGGGCUGGUCUGGUACAUGGCUGGCAUCGAGAUUUGCUGGAUUAAGUGCCAGAAGGUGUCCAUGAGGGAUUCGGAGCUGGGGCCUAGGACGAUGCUCGAUAGCAUGUAUGCCCCAUUGGUUACCUCGACGAAGUUUAUGAGUGCGAUGAGGGACAAGGUUGAUGGGGAUGUCGAGGUGGUGGAUAUGGAGGACGAGGUUGACGGCUGGGGAUAG